This is a messenger RNA of Chelonoidis abingdonii (Abingdon island giant tortoise), 1085 nucleotides long. It is a transcript of the gene GKAP1, whose product is annotated as G kinase anchoring protein 1. Gene Ontology annotation, cellular component: Golgi apparatus. NCBI's taxonomy places the organism in Eukaryota, Metazoa, Chordata, Testudines, Testudinidae. The record is from RefSeq and is a predicted model, not a curated record. Gene Ontology annotation, biological process: signal transduction.
CCAUCCUCCGCUGCUGCGGACAGAGCCUCCCCGCCCUGGAGAAGGAGUGAGUGCUGCGGCCACACACUGACAUCUGAAAUGUUUGAAGCAGAUCUUGAAAAGGCAUUACUGCUAAGCAAACUGGAAUAUGAAGAGCACAAAAAGGACUCUGAAAAUGCUUCACCUCCCUCAAAGUCAGCAAAUAAGAAAGAGAAAAGAAAGAACCAGCAGGGAAAAGACAAACCUCUCACAGUGUCUCUCAAAGACUUUCAGUCAGACAUUAAUACAGAUCCCCUUGCUAAAAAACACGAGGAACUGAGCUCUUCCCAGACUUUAUUGCAUGAUGGAGGAUUCUUCAAUAGGCUGGAAGAUGAUGUUCAUAAAAUACUUAUUAGAGAAAAAAGGAGAGACCAACUCACAGAUUACAACGGCUUGGAUAACUGUACAUCACAUGAACAUAGUCAGGAGGCUGUUUUGAAAGAUGGAAAAACAGAACGAUUAAAGUUGGAACUUGAAAAGAAAGAUACAGAAAUUCAGCAACUGAAAAGCAUCAUUACUCAAUGGGAGGUGAAGUAUAAAGAAGUAAAAGCAAGAAAUGCACAGCUGUUGAAAAUGCUGCAGGAAGGUGAAAUGAAAGACAAAGCAGAAAUACUUCUACAGGUUGAUGAAUCUCAGAGUAUCAAGAAUGAGUUGACCUUACAGGUGACUACACUUCAUGCUGCAUUAGAACAAGAAAGAUCUAAAGUGAAAUUAUUACAAGCAGAACUAACAAAAUAUCAGGGUGGGAGAAAAGGGAAGAGAAACUCAGAAUCUGACCAAUGCAGGUGAUUAUACUUGCCGUCAAGUUGAAAGCAAAAAAUCAAAUCUUGUUCUUCAGGGUUUUGCAGAAAUGUAUAUAUUUGUUGUACACUGCAAAGCUAUGCAGUUUUUUGGAAAGAAGCUAACAAUUACUAGUUUGACUGACGUUCUAAAUAGUUAAUUUGUUGCACUUUCUGUUAGUUUAAAGAAAAAAAGUAGAGAACUGUUCCAGCAGAGCUCAAACAUUGUUGCUGUUAAUGCCAUAAUUAGUUUUUCAUCAGUUAAUAAAAUUUACUCUUUCAUUUGCA